Aplysia californica (California sea hare) is the source of this 1840-nucleotide messenger RNA. Its product is annotated as chitinase-3-like protein 1. Bases 115 to 1491 code for a protein of 458 amino acids. Gene Ontology annotation, molecular function: chitinase activity; chitin binding. Gene Ontology annotation, cellular component: extracellular region. Gene Ontology annotation, biological process: chitin catabolic process; carbohydrate metabolic process. The transcript is spliced from 11 exons. The record is from RefSeq and is a predicted model, not a curated record. NCBI's taxonomy places the organism in Eukaryota, Metazoa, Mollusca, Gastropoda, Aplysiida, Aplysiidae.
UUAGGGUGUGCACUGGUGGGCCUGGCGGGGUGGAAGUUAGUACUUAUCACAUAGAGGACGUUCAUUUGACGGUAGAUCCAGUGAGUGGUCGUGUUUGGGGAACGCACAGGUACAAUGGUGUUGCAACGCAAUCCUAUCGGCCUAGGUCUUGUCCUGCUUAUGUUUGUAAUUGCGAGCGAGUGUAAUGAGUUUCUUCGAGUGUGUUACUUCACCAGCUGGUCAGUCCAUCGCAAGUCUCACUACGCCAAGUUUGACGUGGCGGACAUUGACCCGUCCCUCUGCACCCAUCUCAUCUACGCCUUCGGGAAGAUAGAUGUGGAGAGCAAACUCCUUGUCCCUUUCGAGCCCUUGGUGGAGGAUGCAAGACCUGGGCACAUAGGGAAAUAUGGCCAAUUCAACAAACUGAAACAACAGAACCCUCGGUUGAAGACUCUCCUGUCAGUUGGCGGACAAUUCGAUGACGGGUCCGGUUUUGUGACUGUGACAGAGAAUGACAUCAUCAUCAAGCGGUUUGCUCAAAAUGCCGUUGAAUUCUUGAGGAAACGAAGCUUCGACGGAUUUGAUAUCGAUUGGGAAUACCCGACCAAAGAAACGAAGAGGACGUUUAUUCGAUUACUACGGGUAACAACAAGACCUUUAUCUUUCCCGAUUUCUUCUUUGAAGGACCAAAACAGUCCGCCCCCUGAGAAAUCUAAUUUAACCCAUAGUACUCCUAACAUGGUCAUGCCACAACUUUCCUACUUUGACCCUAGUGAGCGGAUCGGGGUCACUAUAGGGGUCACAGCGGAGUACGUGGACUACGCCAACCUGAUGACGUAUGACUACCACGGGCACAACAGUCAGGUGGCUGCCUUCAACAGUCCGCUCUACUCGCGGAAAGACCCGACAUUCAACCCUACACUCAGCACGAACUGGACUGUCCACUACUAUAACCGUCUCGGACUGCCACUGAGCAAGAUACUGGUGGGUGUGACCCCCAUGGGCCGACAGUUUAUCUUGGUGAACACAAACGACACGUUUGUCGGUGCACCAGUGACGUUCGAGGAGGAGCCGGGGAACUUCUACGACAUGGAAGGAAGACUGGCCUAUCCCGAGGUCUGUCAGAUGCGCUUCGGCGUGAGGACAAAGAAGGACUUCGACAUAGAACAGAGCGUUCCCUUUAUGUGGCAUGGUCACCACUGGGUGGGCUAUGAGGACACACACAGUGCCAAGAUUAAGGUGGACUAUAUGCUGAAGACAGGUGCAGCAGGCUUCAUGUUUUGGUCCCUGGAUCAGGAUGAUUUCACUGGUCUGGCAUGUGAGGUAGGCAAAUACCCUCUACUCAAGGCCAUGGUGAACUCAGUGAAAAAGUCGGAAGAGCCGGUCCUCACAGAGCAUGUCAACGACGAAAUCAACUACUUGACACAAGGCGCUCGUCCAACGUCCACAUCUCUGUCGUUCCAGGUCGUGAUUGUCCUUUCAGUGAUCGCAAAGACUCUGAUGUUUUUGUAAAGAAAUGAUUACAGUGCAGUCGGAAUUGUCCUAAACGGACACUACUUGUUGAGGAGAAAAGGGGUUGUCUAAAUAAACAUAAAGCGGAAAUUGGAAAUGGUCGUUUGUACAGGUGCUUGUCUUGCUAGAGCAGUUUCGACUGUAUCGCCAUAUUAUUAUGACAAUGAUAUGUCGUUCUUGAGCUUGUUUGUCUCUUGAUUGAUCUUGUUCGUUUAAAAAAAAAUCAUUGUCUUGUCUUAUUGUUAGCAGCUUUCUUUUCUAUAAAAAUACGUUCUUUUCGAUUUCCCAGACAUGGUUUUGAUUCGUAUAAUCGUUUUCUCGUUACUUUUGUCUUUCUUCUUUUUUUGGG